Molecule: messenger RNA, 4284 nt
Organism: Leptomonas pyrrhocoris
Lineage: Eukaryota; Euglenozoa; Kinetoplastea; Trypanosomatida; Trypanosomatidae
Exons: 1
Coding region: 307-4284 (1325 amino acids)
Biological process (GO): exocytosis; Golgi to plasma membrane transport
Cellular component (GO): cytoplasm; exocyst
Source: RefSeq, a predicted model, not a curated record
AGUACACUCGCUUGCCGAUACCACCGAGGUAUUUUUUUCGUUUUCGCCGCAAAGCUCUUCAACGCGGUGUAGACAAAUAAAAACGUUUUAACAUUACCCGACUGUGUAAAAGCAAGAGGUGAAAAGGAGGAAUCAACAGGCUUGCGUGGUGCUUUGUUGCUUCGAUACUUUUCUUUCUAGAUGCAGUGGAUUCCUGGUUUUCGCGUUUUGCUGUCGUGACGCGUAGAAAGCACUUGUACUAUAUAUAUAUAUAUUUUUUUUUUGCUUUCUUGCGUGUGUUCUUUCUUCCUCCAGAAUCAGCGGCAAAUGGACGGCGGCAACGGCAACGGCGAUCGGCCGUCACCGCGGCGCCGCAUCAUCCGCCGCUCCACCGCCGCCCGUCGGCAAGUCGAUGACGACGGCGUCAACGGAGCUCCCGCUGCUGCUGCCCCGGGCAACGGCAUCGCACCGUCGCUGCGGCCGUCCGCCGUGCCCCGAGCCCCUGCGCCGCGCAUCGCCGGACCAUCUGCCGCCAGCAGCGCUGCGGGCGGCGGCAUCGUGACACCGCCGAGCACGGCAGGCUCCACGCCCGUCCCACGCAGCCCCGCACCGGCCCCGGUUCUCGGUGUUGCGGGUGCCGCUGCUGCUGCUGGUGAUUCGCCGCCUGCUCCCCCUGUCAACGAGGCAGCCCUCGUCCCCCUCUCCUCCGCAGCCGCCGCGGCGAUGGAGUCGGCCAUGGCGAACCGACGCAGCCUGGUGGACCGCACCCUCUUCAACGCAAUGACCUUCUCCCCCCCGCUCUUCGUGAACAACGUCUCGCAGCGGCUGCUAUACCCUACGCUGCAGAAAUACCGCGCCGAACAGAAGAAGGUGAUGGCGUCUUCCGGUCCGGGAGGCGGCGGCGGUGACGGCAGCGCUGGUGGCGGUGGUGGCGGUGGUGGUCUACGUGCGGACAGCGAAGCAGCGCGGCUCCUCGGCAGUGACGGCACCUCCCUCUUCGGCAGCAGUCACAUGCCGAUGAGUAUGCGUACGCGCGCAAGGGGUGGUGGGGGUGACCCUGACGGCAAAGGCGGCGCGACCAUCGAUUACCGCGCCCUGGCUGGCCAGCUGUCGUCGACCCUGGAAGAGGCCACCGAAGACGUGCGUCGACUGCUGGAAGAGGAGGAGUUGACGCUGCACCGUGAGGAGGUGCGCUGCAAGCGGGUGGAGAUACAAGAAAAGCGGCGCCUCGCCACCGUUCGACUGGGCCUCGAGGGCACAUCCGCUCGGCUGCAGAUCUACGAAAACCGUGUCAGCAACGCGCAGGCCGCCACGGCCGGCAUCGAGCAGCACUUAGCGCAGUCCAACGCACGCGUGCAACGUGGUAAGGCCGUCUCACAGCUGCUGCGCUACUUCAAGAUGAUGACUACGCUUUCAGCCGGGGAGCUGCGCGUGCUCUUGGACUCCAUCUCCGCAACGCGAAAGCUGCAGCGAGCGGCUGUGACGACGCGCUGGGCAUCCGGCCGCGUCUCCGCCUUUCGCCCGCGCUUUUACACGACGGCGGUGAACAUCGCAGCGGUCGCGGCCUCGUCCAAUACGUCCUCAGCCGUGAGCGGUGGCCGUCAGCGUCGGCGCAACUACCCGCCGAGUCAGCCGGAGUCCGCGUCAUCGCGGCUGGCGGGUGCGGGCACAGGCGCCGCCGCAACAGCGGACGAAGAUGCCGCCAACAAAGCCGUCGGUACACGGCAGGUUGGCGGGGAGGGGACGGCGGCGGCAGCAGCAACAGGGCCGUCGCGACCGCGGGUGUUCCGCCGUGGUGGUCGCCGUGCCGCGGCCAGCCGUGAGGCCUCACUCAUGUCCGGCCAGCAGCGGCGCUCUCGCCACCCUUCUCUGGAGUCGGCAGACGGCGGUGAUGCGGAGGUCGGGCACCGCGCAGCCGAGACCACACCAGAGGCGACAGCACUGAUGACGGACGGCGUUGGUGGCCCGGCGGAGGACGAGGAAGACGAGGAAGACGCGGAGGAGAACAACGAGGACGUCGACGGCGACGCGAUCGUGGACUUGUCACAGGUCCGCAUGCAACGUUCGGAGGCCGCCGCUGUCGCUGCAGGGCUGGACCGGCUCUUUGCCCUGCGCUACAGCACGGAGGCGCAGGUGGAGUGGUGUCAGCGGCUGACCCUCCUCGCGAAUGAGCUGGGCGAUCUCGCCAAGAACAGCAAGAACGUCCGCCUCUACGUCGACUGGCUUCGCAAGGAGCUCGUGUCGGAUCUGUUUCACGUCGUGACGUGCUUCAAUGAGUUCUACGACCAGCGGAAGGCGACCGCGGUGCAUCAGGCGUACGGCCGUGCGCUGCUCAAGACCCUCGGCCGCAUCUCAUCUCUCUACAACACCUUGACCUCGUCGAACGAUGAGCUGCUGACGACGUUUUUCAAGCGCUCCAUCAACGAACUCGGCCUGGCGCUCUUCUCGGAAAUGAGCCCGAAGCCGCUCCCCAGCCUCCCGCUGCUGACGCAGGCCACCGACAUGCGUGCUAUGGACUUCUACAAGCAUAACACGGACAAGGAGCUGCAGAAGACGUUCAACUUUCUCACGGACCGGAUCAAGCGGGAUGUCAUUAUCGUGGAGACCAUCUUCGGCACGACGAACACCGCGCGACAGCAGCUCCUCUCGCAGGUCACCGACGGUGUGGUGAACCGCUUUCUCAGUCAACAGAUCAAGCUGGCCAGUGUGGUGGAGGACAACAUGGUGAAGGCGGAAGCCGCGCUGACGCCGCGGACGAAGCGCCGCUGCGGGGUGCGGGUGGCGGAUGCCAUCGCCUAUCACCUCACGAUGGAGACGCGGCUCUUCUCGUUCUAUCAGCAGUACAUGAAGGAGCUCGAGAACACCUUCAGCGCGAGUGAGGUGGAGUUCUUGACCCGGUUUGUGGAUGUGAUCUUUGCCGGGCGGGCCAGCUACGGCAAGCUGCGCACCGAGCUGAAUCUGCUGAAUCGCUACUUUGUGCUGAUAGAAGAGAAGUACACACGCAAUCUGCACCCAAUCCCAGACGAGUUCUUUGACCUGCGCGAGGCGCACAUGGCGAAGAUGAAGGACGUCAUGGACCGACUCGCGGAGGUGACGACCCGCGUGAAGACGUACGCGCUUCCCACGGAGGUCGGCGCCUACGUGUACGAGCUGAUCAAAGCCACGUUGGUGUACGUGGGCAGCUACCUCGACACGGAGCUGCGCAAGGUGCUCGACUCCCUCCGCGGUGACCGCGACAACUGGCGGGUAAAGCCGAAGAGCGAGGAUGAUCUCCUCCGGCCCCCCAAGCCGGAGUCGCAGGAGUGCGCCCUGCGCAUGCUGCUCUUCGCCCAGUCAUCCCUCAUGAGUCUCAACGACAGCAUCAACGUGAUUUGUGUGCCGCUGUUGCGGCAGCACCCGCGGCUUAUGCAGAACGUCGAGGACGCGCGCGUGAGCGCGUUGGAGAGUCUCGACGAGCGAUCGGAGCGGGUGCUGAACAUGUGUGUGCAGGCGAUCCUCCUCCGCUCACUCUCCAUCCUCCAGCACUACCAACUGAAGAACGACUACCUGCCCAAGCUGGACGCGAAGAACGCCGAGGCCGACGCUGUCGCACCACCGUGCACGCGCGCCUGCACCCUCUUUUGCUACUACGUCACCCGUCAGCUCGACAUGGCGAAGGAGUUUAUUCGGCUCUCCAACGGGCAGCUCGCGCAGCGGCAGACGGCCUCGCAGCUGGCAACGGACGGCGCCAUCGGAGCCGCCGUGCAGCAACACCAGCAGCAGCAGAACCUGGCGGCGCGCGCGGCGGCGACGGAGGCGGUCGGUCGCUACGGCGGUGCAGCCGGCGCAGCGGCUGGCCGGCCAGUCGGUGGUCCGGCCUUCAACAGCGCCCCCGCCGCGGCGCUAUCCGGCGUCAGCGCAGUGCGGGCGCGGGCUCGGACAAUGAACCUGCAGCAGCUCCUCUACGGCGACGGAGGGCCCUCGUCGUUCGUGCGCACCUUGGGCGUGUGUCUCUACCGCGGCAUCGCUGCGCACCUGAAGAGCUUCACCGCGAACGAUCGCGGUGCGUUGGUGUAUAAGCAGGACGUCACCGCGUAUAAGGAGGCGAUGGGACCGCUGACGAACACACCCGGUCUGGGCGGGGCCGUCGUCGAGGUGCUGUUCCAGAUGCUGAAGGAGACGAGCAGCUUGCUGAUCAUGCCGCUGGACCACAUCAAGGAAGUGAAGGAAUCUGGGACGCUGCGGCUGAUGUCGGCGGAAGAAAAGCUGCGGUACCUGCGCAUCCGCCAAGAUGUGCGCGCCGCCAUGAAAGUGAUAUCACAGUAA